GACAAGCGGCGCAAGAUGUCGGCCACCACGGGCUUGGGUGUAAAAGUUCCUCGUAAUUUUCGACUGUUGGAAGAACUUGAAGAAGGUCAGAAAGGAGUUGGAGAUGGGACAGUUAGCUGGGGUCUUGAAGAUGAUGAAGAUAUGACACUUACAAGAUGGACAGGCAUGAUUAUUGGGCCUCCAAGAACAAUUUAUGAAAACAGAAUAUACAGCCUUAAAAUAGAAUGUGGGCCUAAAUAUCCAGAAGCACCUCCAUUUGUAAGAUUUGUAACAAAAAUUAAUAUGAAUGGAGUAAAUAGUUCUAACGGAGUGGUGGAUCCAAGAGCCAUAUCAGUCCUAGCAAAAUGGCAGAAUUCUUAUAGUAUCAAAGAUGUUCUGCAAGAGCUCUGGCGUCUAAUGAUGUCUAAAGAAAAUAUGAAACUCCCUCAACCACCUGAAGGACAAUGUUACAGUAAUUAAUGGAAAAGAACAACAACAACAAAAUCAUGCCCAUUCAUCAAUUUAAGCUCUCUCCAUUUUCCACAGUAGUAAAUUUUCUAGAUGCAUCUUGUAGACCUCCAAAGUACUGGAAAGGAAGUUCCCUUGCAAAGGAAAGUCUACCUUGAGAUACUGUAAAUGAUACUAAUUUUUUUCCCCAUUUGAAAAUAAGUUGUGCUAUAACAAAUAAUGCUGUCAUGUGUAACCACGGUCCAUAGUUGAACUUCUGGUAUCAAGAAAAAGUCUAUUUAAAUUUAUUACUGUCAAGACCAGUGUGGCACAUUGAACUCAACUGUGAAAAAGCAUAAAAAGCAAAUGUC
Molecule: messenger RNA, 797 nt
Organism: Zootoca vivipara (common lizard)
Lineage: Eukaryota; Metazoa; Chordata; Lepidosauria; Squamata; Lacertidae
Source: RefSeq, a predicted model, not a curated record